Coturnix japonica (Japanese quail) is the source of this 1392-nucleotide messenger RNA. NCBI's taxonomy places the organism in Eukaryota, Metazoa, Chordata, Aves, Galliformes, Phasianidae. The record is from RefSeq and is a predicted model, not a curated record.
GGGGGGUCCCUGGGCUGGCAUGAGGAGGGAGAUAUGGGGGUUGCAGUGCAUCCCCUGCCUGGGGGCACCCAGGGGUGGUGAUGGGAGCAGUGCAGGGCACAACCUCUGGAUUGACAUUAAGCUGCCUGUCCACAGCACCAGCACUAUGGCACUGCUGGCUCACAUCCUGCCACCACCACUACUGCUGCUGCUGCUUCUGCUGCCAUACAGCCAUGCUGCACCGUGCCACCCACAGCCCAACGCCACACACUUCAUCUGCACGGAGCCCACUCUCAGCACCUUCCCCUCUGGGCUUCCCCCCACCACCGUGGCCAUCUCAGUGGAGUUCACAGCUAUAACCACCAUAGCCCCCAAUGCUUUGGCUGGGCUGCCCCAUCUGCAGGAGCUGCACCUCUCCUCCAACCACCUGGCCGUGCUUCCAGAGGCUCUGCUACAACCCGUACCCACUCUGCGCAUCCUCGACCUGACCGACAACCUCCUGCCCGACCUCCCUGCUGCCAUUUUCCAUCACUCCAUCCACCUGCAGCACCUGGUGCUGCAAGGGAACCUCCUGCAGGCGCUGCAGCCCACCUGGUUUGUGCAUCUGACCCAGCUGCAUUGGCUCAACCUGGCGGGCAAUGCUCUGCUCGAGGUGCCCCCCGCCGCCCUCCGCCCUCUGCGCUCCCUGCACAGCCUGGACCUGGCACACAACCACCUGCAGCACCUCUCUGCUGAUACAUUCGUUGGGCUGCAGAUGCUCGAGAGGCUGGACCUGGAGGGCAACCAGCUCCGUGCACUGCCACCAACCCUCUUCAUACCCACCCCUGCUCUGCGCCUGCUCUUCCUGCAGAGCAACACCCUGCAGGUGCUGCCCGACGGCAUUUUCUCCCCACUGCUCCACCUCCGCGUCCUCGACCUGUCACACAACCAUCUGCAGGCUCUGCAGUUGCCCCCACGCUCCCCUGGCCCCCCGCUAUCCCUUGACAUCUCAGGGAACCCUUGGGCCUGUGAGUGCUCCCUGCUGGCACUGCUGCAGGAUGAAGCCCUGCAGCUCAUUGCUGCCCAUGACACACGCUGUGCCAGCCCUGCACAGCACCAGGGGGAGGAGGUGGCUGCUGUGAGCCAGGCUGGGGGUGAGGGCUGCCAGCAUGGGGGGGGCAAACAGAGACCCCUGGAUCACUAGGCAAGGGGUUCAGUGCCAUGUCCCCUCCCUCCAACCCUCUUAGGGAAACUGAGGCAAUGAGAACCUUGCCCCAUCCCAGUGAUUCCCAUCCCCAUCCCAGUGGCUGCCAUCCCCACCCUAUCUGCUCCAUCCCAAAGGCCCCCAGUCCCACCCCACCUGCUUCACACCAUCCCAGCUCCCAUCUCCUUGUCCCCAUCCUUACAAGACCGCAUUAAAUGGCUUCUCCUCGU